AUGGCUGCAACCAGGGCCCUGCCUGCUGGGUUUGGGGAACUCGAGGUGCUGGCUAUGGGGACAGUGCUGCUGAUGGAAGCGCUCUCUGGCCUCAGCCUCAAUGGCCUGACCAUCUUCUCUUUCUGCAAGACUCCAGAUCUGCGGACUCCCAGCAACCUGCUGGUACUGAGCCUGGCCCUGGCAGAUAGUGGGAUCAGCCUGAAUGCCCUUGUUGCAGCUGUGGUUACUGUGCUCACUGUUUCCCACAGGCGCUGGCCAUAUGGUUCAGAGGGCUGCCAGGCUCAUGGUUUCCAGGGUUUUGCAACCGCACUGGCCAGCAUCUGUGGCAGUGCAGCCAUUUCCUGGGGUCGCUACCACCACUACUGCACCCGUAAACAGUUGGCAUGGAACACGGCCAUCCCUCUGGUGCUGUUUGUGUGGCUAUCAUCUGCCUUCUGGGCAUCCCUGCCCCUGAUGGGCUGGGGCCACUAUGACUAUGAGCCUUUGGGAACAUGCUGUACAUUGGACUAUUCUAGAGGUGACAGAAAUUUCAUCAGUUUCCUCUUCACCAUGGCAUUUUUCAACUUCCUUAUUCCCCUUUUCAUCACACUCACUUCAUACCGACUCAUGGAACACAAACUCUCCAGGAGUGGUCAUCUCCAGGUGAACACCACUCUACCAGGCAGGAUGCUGCUGCUGGGCUGGGGCCCCUAUGCCCUCCUGUACCUAUAUGCAGCCAUCGCAGAUGUGAGCUUCAUCUCUCCCAAACUACAGAUGGUGCCUGCUCUCAUUGCUAAAGCCAUGCCCACAAUCAAUGCCAUCAACUACGCCUUGCACAGUGAGAUGGUCUAUAGAGGAAUCUGGCAAUGCCUAUCGCCACAGAAGAGCAAGCAGAAUCGAAUCCAGUGA
Cricetulus griseus (Chinese hamster) is the source of this 888-nucleotide messenger RNA. The record is from RefSeq and is a predicted model, not a curated record. NCBI's taxonomy places the organism in Eukaryota, Metazoa, Chordata, Mammalia, Rodentia, Cricetidae.